Dictyostelium purpureum is the source of this 2850-nucleotide messenger RNA. RefSeq lists its product as uncharacterized. The coding region runs from base 1 to 2850 and encodes 949 amino acids. Gene Ontology annotation, molecular function: transcription cis-regulatory region binding; DNA-binding transcription factor activity. The record is from RefSeq and is a predicted model, not a curated record. Gene Ontology annotation, cellular component: nucleus. Gene Ontology annotation, biological process: regulation of transcription by RNA polymerase II. The transcript has 2 exons. NCBI's taxonomy places the organism in Eukaryota, Evosea, Eumycetozoa, Dictyosteliales, Dictyosteliaceae.
AUGGAAUCAGAUAAUUUUUUUCAAACUUCUGUUCCAUAUUUUCAGGAUUUUAAUAUGGGUAAUCCAUCAUCAUCGGCUAAUAAUUCAGGAUUAUCAAAUAGCAGCAACCUUAUGAAUUUAAAUGGAAGUAGUUCAUCGUUAUUAUUUUCAAAUAAAGGUUUGGGUAAUUCAGAUUUUCAAAAUUAUACACUCCAACCAUCAGCCUAUUUAUCAAAUUAUAAUAUAAAUAAUAGCAGUAAUAAUAAUAAUAAUAAUAAUAGUAGUACUAGUGCUACAAAUAAUAUUAGCAAUAGUUCAAAUAAUAUAAAUAAUAACACAAAUGGUAAUAUCGUUGUUGAUGACUUUUUAUAUAAAAAAGUAUCAGCAGCCAAUAAUAUUCAAGUACCAACUACCCCACCAAAGGAUUUAGGUUUUAUUCAGAAUAUUUUACAACAACAACAGGAAAUUUUCCAAAAGAAACUAUCUGAGCAGGGAAUUACUAAUUUACCACCAGAUCAAUUGCAAUUUAUGUUUAUGCAAGAGCAACAAAAAUAUUUAUCAAAUAUAAAUAGUAGUAAUGGGGGAUCCGAUACAAAUUUACCACCAUUAGAUAAUUAUCAAUUCCAAGUGUCGCCACAAACAAGCCUUAAUAAUAGCAAUAAUAAUAAUAAUAAUAGUAGUAAUAAUAAUAGUAGUAAUUUUAUAAAUUUAGCAUCACCACAAAUUAGACAACAACCAAUUCAAUCCCCACAACAAGUUCCACAACCAAUUCAAUCACCAUCUUAUUAUUCACCACAACCAACCCAAACUUCAUCAUCCUCAUCCUCAACAUCAUCUUCAUCAUCUUCAUCGUCCUCAUCAUCCUCUUCACUCCAACAAUUACAGCAACAACAAAUGCAACAACUUUUACAAAUUCCAGGACAUAUGCAAACACCACAACCUUCACCUCAGCAAACACUACAACAGACCCAACAAAUACAACAACAAAAAAUUCAACAACAACAAGCUCAACAGUUACAAAAUAAACCAAUAACAACUACAACCACUACAACCACCACAAAAUCUAAACCAAAAAAAUCAAAAAAAUCAGAAGACGAAGAAUUUAUUGAUGAAAAUGAAGACAAAUCAAAGAAUAAGUCAAGAUCAAGUCAAAAUAUAGCAAGUAGAAAUUAUAGACAAAGAAAGAAGGAUCAUAUUCAAGAGGUGGAAUAUAAAGUACAACAACUAACACUUGAAAAUGAAAGAUUAAGACAAGAAAACCAUAUUUUAAAGAAGGGCGAUCUUGGUGAUGUUAUGAGACCAGAUUUUGAUUUCCAACAAGUAUUGUUAGAAAGUCAAAAGUUAAUGGCACAACUUCAAGAUGCAGUAAAUAAAGAGGAUCAUUCAACAAUUGAAAAUCUUUUACAACUUUAUUAUUUUGCAUCUCAAUUACGUACAACCGUUGUCGAAAGAGAAGUUGAAAAAAUAGUUCAUCCAUAUACUCAAGCUAGAUUAGCAGUCAUGGGUUACAGAUCAAGUGCUGAAACAUCUAUUUUAUUAAGACCAUUUUCAACAAAUCUUUGGUGGCCCAAGUUUGCCGACGAAGUAUCAUUAACAGAGGACCAAAGAAAAGCAUCCGAUAUUUUAUGGAGUGAUCAUUUAAAGAUUGAUAUGGAGCUUAGAACCGAGCGUGAUCAAUUAGAUAGAGAAAUUAAAGAGUUGUUUUUAAAGAAAAUCGUUAGCCAUGGUACUAAAAGACCUGAGCUAUUAUUUGAUCGUGAGAUCACCUAUAAUAGUGAAAUUGACUAUCCAAGUUCACCACACUCAUCACCCGGCUCAUCUAAUUCAUCCAAUUCACCACCAACCGCUACAUCUUCACCAACACUUCAAAGCCCACCAGACUCACCACAAACCAAUAUCAAUUCUUCUGGUGGUGUACAACAUUCUACAAACUCAAGUUGGCAUCACUCUUUCCAUUCACCUUACCCAAUGCCUCAAACUGUAGCACAAGUUUCUAAUAUAUUCACCGAAAACAAUAAACCACUAGAAUUGUCAGAGUUACUCGAAGUCACAAGAAAACUUGAACUUUUAAAAAAGAAUUUUGUAAAGCAUCGUAACCUUAUUUGCGAUACCGAUUUGGUUCUUUCAACAAUCUUGACCCCAUUCCAACAUGCCAAGCUUAUUUUAAGAUUAAAUAGUGUAACUUGCUAUGAUUUCUCGAUUGUUGAUACUAUAACUGGCAUCUGGGGCACUAUAAACAGUAAUCUUAAAGAGGGUUCAUUCAUUCAAAAUCUUAUGCCAGAUCAAGACGGCAAAUUUGAAGUAUUGGAGAAAUUUAAGCAAAAUCAAAUGGCUGAUAUAAAGAAUUCUAGACCUAUCAAAUUGGAAAGCUUACAAAAAACCUAUGAAAAACUUUACCAAACUGUUUUAGGCUCAGAUAGUCCCAAUUGUACAUUUUUAAAACAAAAUGAUUAUCAACAUCAAAAUUUAGUAACAGCAAGUCCAAAUUAUGCACAUUCACCAACUAUUUCAAGCCCAUCACAACAAAUUCCUAAUUCUCCAUCAUUUGAUCUAUCUGCUGGUUGUAACCCAACUACAACCACCACCAACACAUCUUCACCAAUAAUAACAAAUGGUCUAACACCAAGUUUACUUUCAAAUCAAAUGCACAUAAAUGGAAUACCUUCUCCAUCAAAUAUUACAAAUACACCAAAUAAUCAAAGUCCAUCAUUGGAUUCUUUAAAAAAUAAACAACAACCAAACGAGUCAAAUAAUACUAAUACUAAUAAUAAUAAUAAUAACAAUAACAAUAAUAAUAAUGAAAAUUCGACAAAAAAAAGUAAUAAGGCAAAAAAGUUCCAAUGGUAUAGUUAUAAAACACCAAGUGUUUAA